AAAAUUUCCUUUCCUAGACGAGCACCUUUUUUUUCAUUUCAGAAACUCAAGCAGGUAAAUCGAGAGAAAAGUUCGGAAAAGUUAGAAUGUAAUAUUUGUAAUUUCUUAAAGACAUUAAAUUAAGAAAACUAUUUAAUUUUCGGUACAAAGUAUAUAAAAAGAAGGACGCGUUUAUCAAACACAGAACUCGUAGAUAAUCAAAUCAUAUACACCUCAGCGCCAACGCAUUCACUUGCACGAGUAUCAAACCCCCUAUAAAGGAAGUGCAGCAUACGAAUCGGUGAUAAAGGAAUAAAAAAAUUGUGAAAAAAAUUUAAGGGAAAAUUGCUGGAAACAUGUCGGCGGCGCAAGUUGAAGUGCAACAAAACAAUGAGGAUAAAACAUUGGGUGGAGUGAGUAAAGCACCCACUAAAGACACCGACUCAACCGCCUCCUCCCUCAAUAACGCGUUGAACGAGAAUAAUAAUGCAGUGGAAAAGACCACUAAUAUGGAUACGUCAACAACACCGCAAGAGCCAACUAACAAUGGUGUCGAUGAAGAAAAGGAUUUAGCCGAAAAUUACAAAAAUCAGGGAAAUGAGCUGUUGAAGAAGAAGGAAUUCACUAAAGCAAUUGAAAUGUACACGAAAGCUAUAGAGUUAUGUCCUUGUGCAAUAUACUAUGCCAACCGUUCACUAGCUCAUUUGCGAGAAGAGAGUUUUGGUUACGCGCUGCAAGACGGUAUUGCAGCUGUCAAAGCGGAUCCAACGUACUUGAAGGGCUAUUAUCGUCGUGCCGCAGCUCAAAUGUCACUCGGUAAAUUCAAGCAAGCGUUAGCCGAUUUUGAAUAUGUCUCAAAAUGUCGACCCAAUGACAAAGAUGCUAAACUUAAGUAUACGGAAUGCAAUAAAAUAGUUAAAAUGCGUGCUUUCGAACGUGCCAUCGCGGUUGAUACACCCGAAAAAACGUUAGCCGAAAUGUACAAAGAAUUAGAAGACAUAGCUAUCGAAGAUGCUUAUACGGGGCCGGCCCUCAAAGAUAACAAAGUAACAUUGGAAUUCAUGUUGGAGCUAAUGGAGCAUUACAAAAACCAAAAAAUUUUGCACCGUAAAUACGCUUAUAAAAUACUCUGCGAUGUUGACGAAUAUAUGCGGACGCAACCCUCGCUCGUUGACAUUAAUGUACCCGAUGAAUCGAAAUUUACAAUUUGUGGCGAUAUUCAUGGUCAGUUCUAUGAUCUUAUGAAUAUCUUCAAAAUAAAUGGCUUGCCAUCGCCGACGAAUCCAUAUCUAUUCAAUGGCGAUUUCGUUGAUAGAGGCUCUUUUUCUGUUGAGUGUAUAUUCACACUUUUCGGUUUUAAACUUUUAUAUCCGAAUCACUUCUUUAUGUCUCGUGGCAACCAUGAGAGCAUAAAUAUGAAUCACAUGUACGGCUUCACUGGUGAAGUAUCGGCAAAAUAUACCUCCCGCAUGGCUGAUAUGUUUACGCGUGUAUUCAAUUGGUUGCCGCUAUGCCAUUGCAUUAACAAGAAGAUUCUCGUUAUGCAUGGUGGUCUGUUUUCGAAAGACAAUGUCGUUUUAGAUGAUCUACGCUGCAUCGAUCGCAACUGCCAGCCACCAGAAGAGGGACUCAUGUGUGAACUAUUAUGGUCCGAUCCGCAAGCAUGGCCGGGACGUGGACCCUCGAAACGUGGUGUCGGCAUACAAUUCGGACCCGAUGUUACAAAAACAUUUUGUAACCGAAAUAAUCUGGAUUAUGUUGUACGCAGUCAUGAAGUCAAAGAUAUGGGUUACGAAGUCACACAUGAUGGCCAAUGUAUUACAGUGUUUUCAGCACCUAAUUACUGCGAUACUAUGGGCAAUAUGGGCGCUUUUAUAACAAUAAAAGGCAAUGAUUUGAAUCCGAAUUUCAAAUCAUUCGAAUCUGUGCCUCAUCCUGAUGUAAAGCCAAUGGCAUAUGCAAACAGCUUAAUGAGCAUGCUCUCCAUGUAGUUUAAGUUGACACUGUAUAGUAAUAUAAAAUUAGGGUGGCGUUUAAGCAAGUAUUGUAUAUCUUAAACAAGAAAACAAAAGAUACAAAAAGAAACUAAAAUCAAUAGACGAUAGAACAUAAAUAACAACAUGUCGUAUGAACACUACCGCAUUUUGAACUCAAAAAUUGCUCACGACAUAAAGUCACAGAGUUUCACAUUUAUAAAGAAAAAGGGUAAACUGGUGCUUAGUAUAGAAUCCCUAUAAUGAAAAAAAAAUGCAAACUACAAUCUAUUUUUAACUUGAAUGGUGAAAAACAACAAUUACUAUAUAAUUUUAAUAGUAUACCGUAUUGAGAACCGUUGAUUCAUUGUAUUCGAAAUACGCAUUUUUAGCGUAAAAACCGCUUCCUAAAAGCUUGGCUUUGUUGGCUUCUAUUUUACAAAUUUCCAAAACAAAAAAAAAACAAUAAUAAGAACGAAUUAAAUUACAUAACCUAUACAUUUAUGCAAAUACGAAUUGAUUUGAUUGAUUCUAGUUUUCAAUUUUUAAAGUCGAAAAUAAUGUUUGUUAAAAAGUCAGUUAAAAACACUUAAAAUGUGACGUACAAUAUUUUUUGCUGUUUACCAAUUUUCAAAUUGUAAUGCAAAUUGCAAAUUUUAUCAAUUAUAUUAAGUCAACCAAAAUCUAAAUUACGCCACAUUUUAGUUUUAUUUUACUGUAAAAAAAUGUAUACAAAAAGAGAAUGAAAAAUAUGUUUUGCUAUGAAAAUAUCCAGAAGCGGCGUUUCAUUCGUUUUUUUAACUAUAUAAUUUAAAAGUCUUGUGCAAAAAGCUCUACAUACUAUCAGGGUUGCAAAUAUUGAAUUAAACAAUUAAAGGUAUUCAUUUUUAAUUUUUAUUCCCGAAAAUUUUUAUUAAAACUUUUUUCUUAAUUUUUAAUCCUAAAUACGAGAUUGAAAAAUGAAGUUUUAAAAUUUCAAAAACCGGAUUAAAAUAUAUUUAAUCCCAAAUACCGGUUAAAAAAAAUAAUCCCAAACAUAAAAUUAAGAAUUAAAAACAAAAGAUUUAGAAUUACAAUUUUUUUCUCGUUUACGUUUUCUACCAUUUUGAACUAGAGCUCGCACUAUCAUCAUUUUCAAUUUUCUAGAACACUGGUCGGCAAACCUACGCGAUUUUGGCCACUUUUAAUUCUGAUUUUUGGGUUAAAAAUUAAAUUCUAUUAUAUAUAAACUUAUUUUAUUAUAUUAUAAAAAAAAAAAUUUAUUAAAAACUGGGAUUAAAAAUUGAAAAGUUUAUUUUUUUAAUUCAGUAGCAAAAAUUGAAAAUUCAAUUUUGUUAAAUUUUUUAAAUUUAAUCUUUUCAAAAUGUUAGGUACCUAACUACUAACAAAAUAGUUUUACUUUUAUUUCAAAUUUCUUAAUUUCAUUUAAAGUUAUGUUAACCGCUAUGUUUGAGUUUAGGUCUAGUGUAAGCAGUAUAAAACGAGAAAUUGUAAAGAAAACCAGCCGCAUAGAACAUAAAUUGGUGCAUGCAUGUUGCCGAAUGAAUUUAUCUCUCAUGAAUGUACGCCUGGCUGGGCUAGAUGCCACAUACUCUUAGUAACACAUACAUAUAUUUAUAUAUACAUAUAUAUAUUCUUAUUAAGUGUGAAAAUGGAAAAUUGCAUUUUGAUAUGCGUGAACUGGAAUGAAAACAAAGUAUAGAGCAAUUAAAACAAUACAUACGUACAUAUGUAUCAAAUUAAAAUUUUUAAUAAAGCGAACUUAAAAAAGUUUCAAAACA
Molecule: messenger RNA, 3733 nt
Organism: Bactrocera oleae (olive fruit fly)
Lineage: Eukaryota; Metazoa; Arthropoda; Insecta; Diptera; Tephritidae
Source: RefSeq, a predicted model, not a curated record